AUGCAAGCCAGACUAGAAAGAUACGCUUUCAUGGCAUAUUUUUACUUGGCAUCUCCUCUCCUGCUGAUGGAGCUUCCGCGGCCGGCUCGGCCGGUCCUCCUGGCCAUCCUCCUCUUGUCGCUGGCCGCGCAUUCACACACGCAGACGACUUACGACGAGUUCCUGGACAGCAUCGAGAGCGUUCUUAACGGUUCCAAGCCCCUCGGCAAGAUUGACUCCAUGCUGUUCACGCAAGCCAAUCAGUACAACCUGGCUCGCAGCAAUAAAGCCGGCACCAAAUCCGUCUCCCCCAGAUCUUCCUUCCGCGGCAGCAACUCGCUCCCCAGCUCUGCCGCUUCAGACCCGGGCAUUGACAGUGGCAGCGGCGGUAGCGGCGGUAGCAGCGAUACCGGCAGCAUCACUGGGCUUCUCUCGCGUGUCUUUCGUAGUUUCUUCGGCGUCCGCUCCACCAGCGCGACAACAUCAGGGUUUCCCAAACCGGUUCCGCCGCUGUCCACCUUCCAGAGCGGCGUGCAAUGGCUUAGCAGCAGCGCGGCUGCCAGCAAAUCGAACCGGGCUAAGCUGAACUUUCUACUUAAGCUGUUGGGACAGCCAAGCCUCGAUAAGGCUCUGGGAAAAAAGCAGUCCGCUUUUUUCAUACCCUCGGAUGCGAAUGUUACGUUGGAGGCGGAAGGUAUUACAAACCUUACGGCCGCGCAAGCUACAGUCCCAAGCACUGUACCGACGGCACCGGCGCAAGUUUCCGGGCAGAGUUACGGUCAGAGUUUUGCGAUGAUGAGUUCCGGCACUGUUGGGGUGCUGCGCGACGACGACGAUGACGACGAGUCGCGGAGAUGCCGAGGCGGGCGACAGUAUCGCAUCGAAUGCGACGAUGACGACGAGGAGGACGAUGACGAGCCUGAAUGCAUCGAGCCGACUGGGAGAGUGCGAAUCAUCAAAUACACCUCCCCCGAGAACGUCUCAUAUGUGCUCCUCCGAGCCAAGAGCAAGUGCUUAGCUGACGUGCGCAAGGUACAGAUCCGCAAUGCUCCUUAUGGAAAAACGGGGAGUCUUGUACUGGAGAUUCCGGGUUCGUGGCGGCUUGUAGAUGAUGAAGAAAUUGAGCUGGUUAAGCACACCUUCAUCACGACGUACGACUCAUUUCUCGACCAAAUCGAAAGCGUUCUUAACGGGUCCACGCCGCUCGGCAAGAUUGACUCCAUCUUGUUCACGCAGGCCAAUCAGUACAACCUGUUCCUCAGCAAUAAAGCCGGCGCCAAUUCCGCCUCCUCCGCAUCCUCCUUCCGCAACGCCGCUGCCUUUAGCACCACAGGAGAUACGGGCGGCACUGGUGGCGGCACUGGCGGGGGCACUGGUGGCGGCACUGGCGGGGGCAGUGGCGGCGGCAGUGGCGGGGGCAGCGGCGGAAGCGGCAGCAACCUGGGCCCUUUCUUACGCUUCAUCCUUUCUCUUAUCCUUUCUGCAUCCAAAUCAAAGACGCCCUCUCUCGCCCUCCUUCAGAGCAGCGUGCAAUGGCUCAGCACCAACGCGACCGUGAUCAAAUCAAAUCUCAAGAAGCUGAACUCGAUCCUCAAGCUGCUCCGGCAACCGAGCCUCGCGAAAGCGCUGGGGUCCAUGCGCUGCGCGUUCUUCAUUUCGCCCGGCUCAAAGGUCGCGCUAGAAGCGGAAGGGAUCACGCAGCUAGCAGCCGCCCAGAACGCGGUCCCUGCGACGGUGCCGAAAUCGGGGGAACAGAGCGACGAUGGUGGGGAAGGUGAUGAGAGACCGCGGGGUGGGAGGCAGUAUCGGAUUGAGAGUGACGAUGACGAUGAUGAGGACGAUGACGAUGACGAGGAUGAGUGCGUGGAGCCAACAGGAAGAGUGCGGAUCAUCAAAUACACAUCCCCUGAGAACGUCUCCUAUGUGAUCCUCCGAGCCAAGAGCGAGUGCCUCGCCGAUGUGAGAAAGGUACAGAUCAGAAACGCGCCCUACGGGAAAACGGGGAAGCUUGUAAUGGAGAUCCCGGGUUCGUGGAGGCUUUGGGAGGAAGAUGAAAUCGAGCUGGUUAAGCACACCUUCAUUGCCAAUGCGAGCAGUGUGACUGUAUCGAACGGGCAGACUUUGGAGAAGGCAAUUAUAUCCAUGACUCAGGCGCCGUGGAACUAUUAUGCUAUUUUCACCACGAAAAGCAAGCCAAACGGGGCAAUGAGGGGCCAAUUCUGGAAGCCCUUCUGCCCUUGGUGCGCCAACUUCACAUUUACUGGAACCUAA
Messenger RNA from Closterium sp. Yama58-4, 2250 nucleotides. The record is from the annotation of a GenBank genome assembly. Lineage: Eukaryota; Viridiplantae; Streptophyta; Zygnematophyceae; Desmidiales; Closteriaceae.